Molecule: messenger RNA, 1422 nt
Organism: Thlaspi arvense
Lineage: Eukaryota; Viridiplantae; Streptophyta; Magnoliopsida; Brassicales; Brassicaceae
Source: the annotation of a GenBank genome assembly
AGACUUUCUCCCUCUAACCAUAUAUACAAGUCUCACUAACUUUGUUCUGCCCACUUUAUUCACAAAGCCUUGAAAGAUCGAUGAUGAGUCACUACAGAAACACCAUCUCUGUUGUUUAUCUCUUGUUUUGUCUCUCCGUCACAUCUGCAUCUGCAAGUUCCGUCAUAAGAAUAACCACUGAUGACUUCAACACCAAUCUACAGCUGGAGGAAGGAGCAGGACCAAUCCCAAACCUGGACGAACCCAACUACUUAGGUACCUAUCAUGGCGAUGGUGUGUCAUCACGUGACCAUAAAGUCUCAGCUUCAAAGACAGCGAAGGGUCUAAGCAAUCGUGCUCCGUCGACUUACGCUCUGAAAAUGGAGUCUUACAUUACGCUCCUCGAGUCAAACAAAGAGAUCUACCAGACUCGUCCCUUUUCGGUUGGUGGAUACAACUGGACGCUUCUUGUGUACCCAAAGGGGAACAAUAAAGAUAAUGGUACAGGGUACGUUUCGUUAUACGUAGAAACACACUCGACGACUCCCAUCCCGGAAGGAGAAGAGAUUUACGCGGAUCUCAGGUUUUACGUCUUCAACAAGAAGGAGAAUCAGUACUUUAGCAUCCAACAUGACGAUGUAUGGCGAUUCAGUGCCUCGGAAAAGACGUGGGGAUUCUCUCAAGUGAUCCCUGUUGAUACUUUCAAAGACCCCCAAAACGGAUACCUCUACGAUGGAGAGCACUGCGAGUUUGGUGUCGACGUCACCAUCCCUACUCUCUUUGAAAAAUCAGAACUUGUAACUAUCACUGAGGAAAUCUCUAACCCGACCUUCACCUGGGCGAUUCCGGGAUACUCCCAGCUGGACAGAAGUAGUUACAGCUCAGAUAGGUUCACCAUGGCAAAUAGAGACUUCUAUAUAGUAGUGUAUCCAAAUGGUGUUUUCGUAGAACAAGAAGUAUUGUCGGUUUUUCUUAGCCUUGAAGGCCCAAGAAUCUCACCCGAUGAGUUUGUUUUAGUUGAAGCCGCAAUUCGAGUUCUUAGCCAACGCCCAUCCAACAACGUCCAAGUGAACAUCAGUACCUUCUACUCACACGGGUUUUCCUAUGGCCAGACUAACUUCAUGCCUCUAGCUGAUCUGAGAGAUCCAUCAAAGGGUUUCCUUGUGAACGAUGUGUUGACCGUUCAAGUCGAACUGUUCGCCUCUUCAGCAACCGAGUACUUGCCUAAUUAGAUUUCUCUAACCAAAUGAACUUGCAGCUCCAUGUUUUUAUUUCGUUAUCAACCGCAUAAAAUAAGAUUCUGUGUUUGCGCUUCAAAUAAAUGUGCUUUUUCUUCAAACUGGAUUAGACCGAACCCAAAUAUAUGCGGAUAUUACGUGAUUCAGACUAGACAUGAGCCAAACGAACCCGAUUGACAUGUCUAAUAUUAUAUCAUAAUUAAAA